CGUCUGCAAGUGGUGGCAGCGUCAAGAAGAAAAAGAACAUCCAAUAUUCGGAGAUGAAACAGCCACCAUUGAUCAAACAGCUGAAAGGAAUUUUAUCUGAAUACCCAGAUGGUGGUCAAAUACUGAAGGAGUUGAUACAAAAUGCAGAGGACGCUGGUGCCAGAGAAGUUAGAAUUCUUCAUGAUAAAAGGAGAAUAAAUCAAAAUACCAGCAGCCAAUGUGAGACAACUCCAAUUUAUACAAAAUUCUUUAAGGGUCCAGCACUUUGUGUGUACAAUGAUGCAGUGUUCUCAGAGAAUGACUGGGAAGGUAUACAAAUGAUAUACAGUAGUAACAAAGAAAAAGACCCAAUGAAAGUGGGACGGUUUGGACUGGGAUUCAAAUCUGUCUUUCACAUAACAGACUUUCCUUGUGUCAUAAGCGGUGAUAGAGUACUUCUGAUAAAUCCCCAGCAAUCUGCAGAGAAAGUAAAUGCUACACUAGAUCUGUGUGCGCUUGAGGAAUAUGAGGAAGAUGGACUAGAUGCAGAAGCAUUUUGGGAAGCCUUAGAGGAUACAUUCGGUCUUUGCAGACAAUCUCUGCCAGAGGACGGCUUCCAAGGUACCAUAUUUUGGUUCCCACUGCGUGAAAACCCGUCCGAUCUUGCAGAAACUUUGUAUAAUGAAAGUAAGGUUAAAAAUCUAUUUGAUGCAUUUGCAUUGGAUGCAUUAAACAUAUUACUGUUUCUUAAAAAUAUUGAGAAAAUAUCAUUGCAUACCAGGGACGAGGACAGAAAAAAAAGUGAAACUCUCCAACUGGAAAUUGAGGACAAAGAUGGUGCUGUAAGACGUUCUCGGCAAGCUUUGAAGGACCAAAUUCAGAACCAAAAUAUAUCCUCUGAAUGUCCAGAUAUACAUUCCACAAUACAGCUUGUAAUUCACAUGUUGUAUGGUGAUAAAGAAGAGCGUCAAGAAUGGCUGGUUGUGAACUACUUUGUAAAAGAAAGUGCAUCAGCUGGUUUCCAAAAAUUGAUACAAGAUAAAAAUCUAGGAUAUAGCCCAUAUGUUGGCGUUGCAACACCUCUUAAAGAAAUUGAUGAUGACUUUGAGGGACAUGUUUUUUGUUUCCUGCCGUUGCCAAAGGAAGGUGAGAGGUUGACUGGGUUACCUGUGCAUGUAAAUGGUUUCUUUGCACUCAGCCAAAACCGACACCAUAUGAAAUGGGAGACCGAGGAACAAGAGGGAAAGCCAAUAGAUGACAAGUCAAUUCUUUGGAACAAAGCUCUGAUUGAGGAAGCUCUUCCAAAAGCAUAUGAAUUACUUGUCUUGGAAAUUAUAGAAGUUUCCAAGAAAAAUUUAAAUGAUGAAAUAUCUAUAAAGGCCGUAUAUAACACAUUGCCAACAUGUAAAUCAUCACCUAGAAAAACUCACAAGAGAUGGAUGGAGUUAGAAAAUAAACUUUAUGAAUAUCUUGGUAAAAAAGAAAUUUUAUAUGCAAUGCACACAAGGGAAUGGAUCAUUUUGAGAAGAGCAUUCUUUGCAACAUUUAGGACUUUGUCAAAUAGUGAAGGUGAUGUUGCACUGCAGAAAUCUGUUGUGAGAUGUUUCCAGAAAAUAGGCGUCAAGUAUGUUGAUGUGCCAUUUUCCUUGGUUGAUACCUUGCAAGAGCAUUUUCCAUACAUUAUAGAUCUUACUCCAGAAACAUUAGGUUUGCAACUGAAACAACAACAACAAUAUAAAGAAUUGACACAGAAGGACAAAAUUAAUAUCUUGAUCUAUUUAGUAAGAAAUAAGGAAAAUUUUGCCAUUCUUCAAGAUCUUGAGUUAUUACCCCUGGCUUCUGACAAGUGGAUUGAAUUCAGGAAAGGUAGUCAGCCAGUUUACCUUUGUUCUGAUGCAGCUGUGAAGAUGUUUCCAGGCCAAGAGAAUAGAAUUGUCAUGGAAUCCUCAAAACUUGGACCACAGCUUACAGAAUUUAUUGAAAAAAUAUGUAAUGCAGAAAGCUACCAAAUUCAAAGAUUAGAUGUUAAGUUGGCGAAGACGUUAAUGAUGCAAACACUGCUUUUCCACUUUGGAUCUGGUCAAAAUGUCCGAUGGACAAAAACAAUGAGCAUUCCAAGUCAGUGGAUGGAAAAUGUAUGGCAUGUUCUCAUCAACAAAGAAAUGGUAAAAUAUUUUACAGAUAUACCUUUAGUGCCGAUGCUGACUCAAGGAAACUGGACUGAUCCAGAUGUUAUUGAACUGGUAAGAUUGUCUGAUUUCAUAAUUAUAAAAGAAUAUGAACUUACUAGAGAAUGCAUUCUGAAUGAUGGAUUAGUGAAUUGUCUUAAAGUAUUGAAUGUAAAGGUACUGCCAAGUCUUCCAGAAUGGCUACAAUUUGAAUCAAUUAAAGAAUUUGUUAAGCGGCCAACAAAGGAAGAUAUUAUUUAUGUAUUCUGUGAAGUGUACAAAAUGAUGGGCGAAAAUGCGGUGUCUACAUUAAACGUUGCUUUUGAAUCGAAUUUCACGUUAAGAGAAUCAUUAAUUCAGUUUGCAUUUGCCUUGGCAUAUAUUGAACCAGAUAUGGUAAAAAUGUUUCAAAAGCUUAGAAUUUUCAAGGGUGUGCAUUCAAUGGAAGAUGAUGGUACGUUUUCUGCCAUUGCUGAUGUUCGUAGAUUUAUAUCUGGUGAUAUAAACUUCCCUGUAGGAAUUGAUUUUCCAUUUAAAUGUUUAAAA
Ruditapes philippinarum (Manila clam) is the source of this 2693-nucleotide messenger RNA. Its product is annotated as sacsin-like. The annotation marks the transcript as partial. Gene Ontology annotation, molecular function: Hsp70 protein binding. The transcript has 5 exons. The record is from RefSeq and is a predicted model, not a curated record. Lineage: Eukaryota; Metazoa; Mollusca; Bivalvia; Venerida; Veneridae.